AUGUCUGACCAAGGGAAAUACAAUAACUGGACCAAAACCGGUCUCAUUCAGAGAGUCAAGGAGUUGGAGCAGCAGCUACAUGUGGCCACAUCUUUGGUGCCCAGUUCAACACAGGAUCAAACCUCUUCACAAGAGAAACACAAACAACCGCGACGAGAAGGAGAUGAAGUUGCUCCGCCAGUCAAGAAGCCCAGGGCCAAGAAGAAGAUGGACCCGUCAAAGUAUUCCACACGGUACAUUGCCCUGAAGCUGGCGUACCUGGGCAAAAACUACGGCGGCUUCGAGUUCCAGGCCAUGGGCAACCAGCCGUCCAUCGAGGAGGAGCUGUGGAACGCCCUGACCAAGGCGUGCCUCAUCUUUCCCGAGGACGAGAAGCUUGUUGAUUUUGACUGCUGCGAGUACUCAAAGUGCGGCCGGACGGAUCGUGGAGUUAGUGCUUUUGGGCAGCAGCAGCAGCAGCAGCAGCAGCAGCAAGAGGAAGUGAAGUCUUUUGACGACAUCCGCGACGAGAUCCCCUAUCCCCACGUCCUCAACCGCCUACUCCCCAAGGAGAUCCGCAUCCUCGCCUGGUGUCCCUCGCCGCCUCCCGACUUCUCAGCCCGCUUCUCGUGUAGGGAGCGUCAGUACCGGUACUUCUUCACCCAGCCCGCCUUUGCCCCGACGCCCUCUCACGUGGAAGGCGUCCCGAUGAAGCAGAGGACCAGGAAGAUUAUGAAAUCCGGCUGGCUAGAUAUCGAAGCCAUGCGCGACGCGGCGAAGCGGUACGAGGGCGAGCACGACUUCCGCAAUCUCUGCAAGAUCGACCCGGCCAAGCAAAUCACAAACUUCAAGCGCCGCAUGUUCGAGUCGGACAUUGUCGAGGUUAAGGAUGCCGCCUCUGCCCUGCCGUACCUCAAGGCCGCUGGCUUCGCCCCUGAAGAUUUGGCCUUGAACUCCGGCGAAGUGUAUCCAAAGGUUUACUACUUUCAUGUUCGCGGCUCUGCUUUCCUGUGGCACCAGAUCCGCCACAUGGUUGCCGUGCUGUUUCUCGUCGGCCAGGGCCUCGAGCAGCCGUCGCUGGUGAGCGAGCUGCUCGACGUGGAAAGGAACCCGCGCCGCCCAAACUACGUCAUGGCCGACGAGGUGCCCCUGGUUCUCUGGGACUGCAUCUUCCCGUCCGACCUGAGCCAGUCCACGGCGGCCCAUCGCGAGGACGACGCGCUGCAGUGGGUGUACGUCGGCGACGACGGGCCGAGCGGGCGGUUCGGCCAGUUUGGCAUCAUGGACGACACUUGGCAGAUGUGGCGUGAGCGAAAGAUGGAUGAGAUCCUUGCUGGCCAACUACUGCAGCACGUCUCACAGCAGGGCAAUAAUGGCAGCACGGCAGCCAGGGCGGCGCCGGCUAGCAGCGCCAACAGCACAAAGGUCUUUGAGGGGGGUAACGGCGGGAGGCUGAGCGGCAAGUAUCCUGGCGUUAUGAAGAUGAAGCUGCUCGAGUCUGCGGAUGAGCAGAAUGACAAGUAUGCGAAGCGAAAGGGAUACGCUGACGCAGAGGACAUGAGGGCGAAAAAGGGGUUCAGGUCCAACAAGGAGCAAGACGGCGAUACCCCCAUGGCCGAUGAGUAA
Messenger RNA from Trichoderma harzianum CBS 226.95, 1605 nucleotides. RefSeq lists its product as hypothetical. Lineage: Eukaryota; Fungi; Ascomycota; Sordariomycetes; Hypocreales; Hypocreaceae. Gene Ontology annotation, biological process: mRNA pseudouridine synthesis; tRNA pseudouridine synthesis. The coding region runs from base 1 to 1605 and encodes 534 amino acids. The transcript is spliced from 2 exons. Gene Ontology annotation, cellular component: cytoplasm; nucleus. The record is from RefSeq and is a predicted model, not a curated record. Gene Ontology annotation, molecular function: pseudouridine synthase activity; RNA binding.